GCAGAAAUUGAUCACGUGAUAAUAGCAGACGGCACAAGGAACAACAAGCCUAUGAAUCUUUGUUUACAUUUGGUAGACGAUGUACAUCUUAGAUCGCUGAUUGUUGUUACAGAAGAAAAGGAACUAAAAGGUGAAUAUGAUCCUGAUCUAUGUUCAAUGGAAUAGCAGUGACUUAAAGAGAUCAUGGGGAUAUCUUGUUCACAUGAUACACUGACACACUCAUCCAGAGAAGCUGACCAGAAAGACUUCUACCAACAGAUGUGUUUAGGGAAGCGAGGCCAGUUACUCCAUGUCUGCUCUUACAGCAAGUGGACUCACACUCGCCGCAUACAAUGUGGUUUCACUGAUCGAGCUGACUACACAACACCACGUGAUUCUCAUCAUCGUUAUGGCAUCCUGGUUAAGCCAGAUACAACUAAUGGACGAUAUUUCUCUGUCACAUGGAAAUCAAACACAGAAGUUCAGCUGAAAGAAAAGUCUGUACUUUCCUCAUUUUCGGUAAAAGUUCCACGUAUACCCUCCGCUGGUGAUCAUAACAGGCACCACCAGUGGUUUCAUUCUCGCAACAAUAGGCGACACAGAGAAUGCAGUAUUGUAGCCUGUUAUGGCAAUAUGGCUGUCAUGCAGGUCAAUUCAGACAGACAUUUUGUAACAGGAAAGUUUUAUAUCUUGGACCUGCAUAAGCAGAUCUGCCUUGGCUAUUUCUUAGUUUUAUACCACACGCGUAGGUGGUAUGAAGUGUACAUAUCACCUUCCAAGAUAUGCAUUCUUUUGCGCCCUGAUCACCUUACACGCAUAGUGGUUCAUCCUGAUAUUUAUGUGAUACAAAAUGUUCAUGUUUUUGAGGGUGCUGGACUUUUAAGGAUCUCUCAUAUACCUAGUUUUUUGCGGGCUCACUCUUUGGCUUUUAAUCCAAUUUUGGGUGAUGGUGCCAUGAUUCUUGGGCUAGGUCGUGACAUUGAGGUUCGAUCAUGUCAUGGUGACUGGCCCAUUCUUCAGCAACACUCCAAUCUCAAUUUACCUGCUGACAUACAGCAGAUACGAACUAGUGCUCAUGGCAACUUCUUAGCUGUUCGCUGUGUACAUCCUGUGCAUAGUAGAGAAUACUUGACCAACUAUGUAGUGGUGCUGAGCUUUCCACAAAUCUCUGUUCUCAUGCAGCUAGAUGCUCGUGGAUGUUAUUGGCCAGUGUCAGAAGUGAUCAAUCUUCAGGUGUUUCCACGGUUUUCCCCAAGUGAAGCCUGUGUGGCAGUUAUGCGUAACUGUCACUACAAGCGGAGAGUGUUUGUUUACAAAUUACCAACAUUGAUCAACAGCCUGCAGGAGCUGUGUCGACGUGCUGUACUUCAUCUUGUUUCAUUGCAAGACCUGAAUAAGUUGCCACUGCCUAUAAAGCUGCUUGAGUACAUUCAGGGUGGAGCAGAACCCAGCAUUGUAUACCGAUCAUCAGACAGUUUAGAGUGAAUGCAUAUGUACUGCACUUUAGAUCAUCACAACUUUGUGUGUACAUGGAUAAACCACAAUUUCAAAGGUCUCUUUUACUUAUCAAACUAUGUAUACAUUUUUUCCUAUUAAAAUUAACUUUUAAAAAAUACUCAUUUUAAACCAGUUCCAGCAAAUGAUGCAUUAACCUUGUAUUCCUUGUUUGGAACAUCAAAUCAAAUCAAACUUUAUUGUCUGUCGAGGAAGCCCAAGACAGAAAUUUUUCUUUUGCUUACAAACACCUAUAAUAGGACAGGCAGGCAUACAUACUCAUACAGACAUUUAACACACAUGCGCACCUACCCAUUCUCACACAUAAAUAGGUAACUUCACAGGAUGCCAGUAGACCUACUAGCCUUUGAGUCUUUUUAAGAUGGUGAUGGUGCUGGCACGAAGGACCUUUGGUAGGCAGUUUUUCAUACACGUGGCACUUUAUAGUGCCUGCCUGAGGGCAACAGCUGGAAGUUGGGAUGGAGAGGGUGCGUUAGGUCCGAAACGAUGUUAUAUGCCAUAAUAAUAAUAUACAUUACUGUUGGUGAAUAGGUUGCUUUGUUUUAUUGUAUUGUUUUUGGUUGAAAUUUUUAACUAAAGUUUAGUACAGUAAAGAAAACCUUAAGUAUCUUGGUAUAUUGUUUUUUUAAUGUUACCUCUUGUAGUAAACAUCGUUUAAUAUUGUGCUUUAUAAUCUGAAAAUGGUAGUGCUAGGUUGUCAGUGUGAUUUAAGAUUUUAGUUCAUUGCAUGUUUGGAAUGUUGUAUUACAAAAGGUGAAGCAACUUCAUUCUUUUCAUCGUAUUUUCAGGGAAAACAAGAACUCACUGCAAUGAAAUUGGUUGAUUAAGAUUUGUUUAUAAUUUUAUACUUAAUAGUUUACUUCUAGAACAUGUAUAAAAAAAGAAUUAGAUCCAUAAAUACAUACUUUGUAAUACCCUAUCAGUUGUAGUGAGCACCGUUAAUUUCUAUCAAUGCCAUUGGUUCACAUGGGGAGUAAAGUAGCAAGGGAAGUAAAAAAGUAGUGAGGGAAGUGGUUUCUGAAGCUGUCUAAACAAUAAUUUUGGCCAAGGUACUCAGUCACUAAUGGUUAACAAAUUUGUCUUGGUAACAGGGUCUUUUCUUGACCACUUGACACCAGAAAUGACUGCCUGCCAUUGUAAAUAAGAAGCUUCUUAUUGUUUCUUGAUGGGAAGUAUGUUUUCAACUGAGAGAUGUUUAACAGAUUCAUUACAGAUCUUGGGUGUGAAUUAAUCAGUAGCUUCACUUUCUGCCUGCUCAAAAUCAUUUUAGAGCUUUGUAACAAAAACUUGAAUCUUUCUACUAUAUAAUAGUUUAUAAUAUAAGCACUGCUAUUUUUUAGACCGUGAAUCACUUGGUUAUAAUUUGAAAUGUUGAAAAUGAAAGGACGAUGUAAGGCUACAGAAGUUUUGAUGGACUCAUAAAUCAAGUCACAGGCCGUUAAGUUUCUGCGCUGAUUAUCAAAAUCUUAACUCUUCCUAGACAGUCCGUGCCUGCAAAUGCGAAUGUCAUCAUCACUAUAGCUCAGAUGCAUUGAUACCCAUAUUGAAUGACCAAACUAUGCCACAUUAAUUACAGAAUUAUUGUUUCCAAAAGACAUUUGAUUGUUUUAGUAUCUCCAUAAAGCAGUUUGUCACCAUGCAAAAUCAGCCUUUCUUGACAUUUCUUUGGCAUGGCUGAUGCCUGUUGGAUGGAGGUGGCAGGAGAAUGGGGAAAUCAAGUCUUCCAAACUCCAGCAUUAAUCUGAAAUAGACCUUUUGUCAGAGCAAUUGUGUAUGUCUUUAAACAAGUUAAAGUGUAGUGCACUCUAAUGAGGCUUUUAUCUCUCUUAACCAUGCUUUUCUUUACCAUUAAAUUAUUAAAUUCAAAAAUAUUUAGGCAUCAGCAUAAAAACACAGAGCUUUUAAGUUCAGUUUUUAACUGUUGUGUGUAUUUAUGCAUGAAGGUUAAUUUGAUGUCUACUUUUAAAAAAUAGUGUGUGUGCUCUUGCACUUGUAUGUUUGUGAAACGUUUUGAGCCUGGCUAAUGAUGCAGAAAGGUGUAUAUAACUGUGCCAUUUAUUCAUUAUGUACAUUUAUAGUGUAUAGAUCAAGGACUCACAACUACACACACUUACCGAAUAGAAACUGAGAUGAUCAAAAAUUAUAUUUAUCCUUUUUUUUUCCUGUUACGUAGCUGUGCAUUUAAACUUCGCUUCUUGGGCAUUUCACUGUACCUUUGCUUGAUCCUUGUUACAAGGUUGUUUGCACUUUCUAAACUUCUAGCAUAAUAAAAAUAUAUAUCAUUUAUUAUUUAUCCUCACAAAUUUUUGUGAUGAGGUCUCACAUGAAUCAAAAAUGCCAAUUAUCUGGAAUGUCUUCAAAUAUGCAUAAAUGUUAAUGAGACAACAGAUAGUGGUGAGAAAUGUUAAUUUUUCUUGCAUGUCAAUAGAUGCUGUGUCUGUAAUCUUGAAUAUAGUUCAGACAAAAUUUGUUAAGCACACAUUUAUGUGCAUGUUCAUGCACAAGAAAAAGUACAUAUCCUGCUAUGGACUGAUGGGUUUCAUGGAUAGUGAAGCAGCAAAACUCUUCACUCAUUGGUAUGUUGUUCUUUUAACUUUUGUUCCCCCUUUUAACUUUUUUUUUAUUGCAUUGUCUUUUUGCUGGGGAAUGCUUAGACACCUUGCUUCUUAUGCCUCUUGGGAGGAAAUACAAAUUAUACACUUAAGUAGUGAUGCUAUUUUCUGCAUUCAGAUAUUACAUUUUCAACAUCAUUUUCCUAUGGUGUUACAGUUUAAUGUUUUAGCACAUGAUUGUUUUAAAGCAAUGUUUGCAUUUGAACUUGAUAGUUAUUUAUGCGUUUAGCUUUUAUAUGUGGACUGUUGCAUCUUAACUUUGUUUAUAGACCUCCCUCCUCUGCGAAGGUUUCAAGUUUAUGUUGAGAAGGGUGGCAACAUGCAAAUGCAUUUAUUUUACAAAGCUUUCAGAACUUGUUUCCAGUUGCAAAUGUGUCAUUAAAGUUCAAGUUUCAAUAAGA
Pomacea canaliculata is the source of this 4507-nucleotide messenger RNA. RefSeq lists its product as uncharacterized. The record is from RefSeq and is a predicted model, not a curated record. The transcript has 3 exons. Gene Ontology annotation, biological process: intracellular signal transduction. Bases 184 to 1464 code for a protein of 426 amino acids. Lineage: Eukaryota; Metazoa; Mollusca; Gastropoda; Architaenioglossa; Ampullariidae.